Myzus persicae (green peach aphid) is the source of this 724-nucleotide messenger RNA. RefSeq lists its product as uncharacterized. The coding region runs from base 1 to 675 and encodes 224 amino acids. Lineage: Eukaryota; Metazoa; Arthropoda; Insecta; Hemiptera; Aphididae. The transcript has 2 exons. The record is from RefSeq and is a predicted model, not a curated record.
AUGAAACCUUUAUCUAAAGCAUUAGACGUUUUACAAGGAGAUAAGUCUGUAUGCUUGGGAUUUCUUCUCCCAACAAUUAAUGCUGUUCACAAAUCUUUAAACGGAUUAAACAAUAAUAUUGUCUUUUGCAAACCUCUUAUUCUUGCAUUGAAACGAGGGUUAAAUAAAAGGUUUAAUAAUUAUUUCAUGUCAAAAUCAUGUCAGGUAGCUGCUACUUUAGUUCCUAAAUUUAAACUAAAUUGGACAGCUAAUGAAAAUAGAGAUGAAAUAAAACAACAUCUUAUAGAAAUUGUAACUGACAAUACUACUAUAAAUAUAUCGAGUUCUCAAGAAUCAAAUCAAUCAUCCAUAUCUGCUACUGAACAGUUUGAAAAUAGUGAUUCAGAAGAUGAUUUUCUCAGCUUUAGAGAAAAUGAAAUUAUCAGUGAAAACAGUAGCACCGAAUUACUUAUUAAUAAUUAUUUGUCAAAUUCAAAUUUAACACAGCCUUGCGAUUUACCAUUAGCAUUAAAAGAAGCAUAUAUUAAAUACAAUACAGCAGUUCCAUCAUCGGCACAUGUUGAACGCCUAUUUAGUGCUGGAGGGCAACUAUAUGAUAAAAGAAGGGGAUCUAUGUGUGAUAAAAAUUUUGAGAUGUCUCUUCUACUGAAGUUCAAUAAGUAUUUUGAUGAUUAAUUAUGUAUCUAUAUCUAUCUAUUUUAAUUUCUAUUAACUAUUAAGUGUU